Molecule: messenger RNA, 1901 nt
Organism: Lasiosphaeria miniovina
Lineage: Eukaryota; Fungi; Ascomycota; Sordariomycetes; Sordariales; Lasiosphaeriaceae
Product: major facilitator superfamily domain-containing protein
Exons: 4
Coding region: 1-1515 (504 amino acids)
Biological process (GO): transmembrane transport
Cellular component (GO): membrane
Molecular function (GO): transmembrane transporter activity
Source: RefSeq, a predicted model, not a curated record
AUGGCGCCAAAGGGCGGCUUGGUCGAUGAUCACUCCUCCAAAUCUGAGGACGUCCUGGGUCUCCAGGAUUUGGAUCCAGCUCUGAACCGCAAGAUGCACCUGGUGAACAACGCUAUCGAGGAGCUCGGCUGGACGCGUUACCACACCAAACUCUUUUUCCUGAACGGUUUUAGGCAUGUAUAUGCGGUCGACUCUCUCGUCUUGCUACUACAAUCGGUCGUUGCUGGACCGGCUUUCCGCGAGUUUGGCCGCGUCGGAUACGAGAAAGGGCUGACCGUCUCCGCCUACGUUGGCAUGCUUAUUGGCGCUCUCGUCUGGGGCUUCGGCGCCGACAUCAUUGGCCGCCGCCUAGCCUUCAACGUCACGCUCCUGAUAUGCUCGGCCGCCACGAUAAUUGCUGGUGGGAUGCCAAACUGGGCAUCCUUGGGAUUCUUCGUCGCCUGUAUUGGGUUGGGUGCAGGCGGGAACCUGAUUCUUGACACUACCGUCUUCUUGGAAUACCUCCCCGGAAGUAAGCAGUGGGCGCUGAUCCUCAUGGCUGCCUGGUGGGGUCUCGGUCAAGCAAUCAUGGGGUUUAUCGCCUGGGGCUUCUUGGUUCCGGAGAAGUGGAAUUGCGCCUCGGUCGAGACAUGCACCAAGUAUAGCAAUAUGGGCUGGAGAUACGUCAUGUUCACAAGCGGCGCCAUCGUCCUCGUCAUGUCGAUCCUUCGGGUCACCGUCAUCCGUCUAAAAGAAACACCGAAGUACCUUCUUGGCGUGGGUGAAGAUGCAAAGGUUGUCGAGACGUUGCAAUUCUUGGCGACUAAACACGGCCGCUCGUGCAGUCUGACCCUCGAGAAGCUCGAUGCAUGCGGUGUCGUGACAGGCGCCCACAGCAGAAAAAGGUUCUCACUCGAUGAGACGCUAAUCCACCUCCGUGGUCUGUUCGCCACCCCAAAAAUCUCAACAUCGACCCUUUUGGUCUGGGUCUCGUGGGCCAUGGUAGGCUUGGCAUACCCUUUGUUCUACGUCUUCCUCCCCAGCUACCUCGCGUCGUGUGGUGCGAAUCUCAACGUGUCGUCGUUCGAUUCCUGGCGAAACUAUGCCCUGACCAACAUUAGCUCCAUCUUCGGGCCUAUUCUGGCGGCGUGGAUGUGCGAAACACCCAUUUUGGGACGCAAGUACACCAUGGUCAUUGGAGCACUAGUGACGGCCGCAUUCUUCUUUGCCUAUACAGCGGUGCGGACAGGUUCCCAGGACGUCGGCUUCUCCUGUGCCAUAGGCUUCUGCCUCAACGUCUACUACAGUACGCUGUACGCAUAUACGCCUGAAGUGCUUCCCAGUGCUCAUAGAGCCACUGGCAAUGGUGUGGCGGUGGCAUGCAGUCGCACCAUGGGCAUAAUAUCUUCUGUCAUCGCCACGGCGUCCGAUACGUCAACGACCGCGCCCAUCUUCAUCUGCGGCGCGCUCCUUGUGGCCAUGAGCGUAGUGAGCACCGCGUUCCCUUUUGAGCCCUACGGCCGCCGGAGUUCAUGAUAUGAGAAAGCGUAGACGUUGCCUACGGUCCUAGUAGACUUUCUUUUUCCCCUUCGCCAACUGCAUUCUUUUUUUUCUACAUCCUAAAUAACACCCCAUUUGCAGUCGUCAACUAGCCAAGCAUUGCGUUGGUACGGCAUCUCAGGAUACCACCUUUUUUUCUUACAAACUGGGUUGUUUUAUGUGUGGAAGGGUAAUUACAAACAAAAGUCAUGAGAAGCUUCCUUUUCACUGGCAAUUGUGCAAUAUGUGGGAACAAACACGGACUUUUGUUUGAUAGAAAUAAUUCCUGAACCUACAGAGGCCGCCUUUGUCAUCAUCCUACCUCUUUUCUCUCAACUGCGUUAGCACUUUCUUUAUAAACAGCCAACCGAUUGAUUACAAAG